Melanotaenia boesemani (Boeseman's rainbowfish) is the source of this 2840-nucleotide messenger RNA. It is a transcript of the gene sh3glb2a, whose product is annotated as SH3-domain GRB2-like endophilin B2a. Gene Ontology annotation, cellular component: membrane; cytoplasm. The transcript has 13 exons. The coding region runs from base 98 to 1270 and encodes 390 amino acids. Gene Ontology annotation, biological process: membrane organization. Gene Ontology annotation, molecular function: protein binding. The record is from RefSeq and is a predicted model, not a curated record. NCBI's taxonomy places the organism in Eukaryota, Metazoa, Chordata, Actinopteri, Atheriniformes, Melanotaeniidae.
ACGUGAUUGUUCGUUUGUGCCAUAAUUUCCUCUUCGCUGCUGUUGUACACUGCAUCGAGUGUGACAUCCCUAGCUAGUAUUUAUAGAUAUAAACAAAAUGGAUUUCAACGUAAAGAAAUUAGCUUCUGGUGCUGGACUCUUUUUCACACGGGCCGUCCAGUUUACAGAGGAGAAGUUGGGCCAGGCGGAGAAGACCGAGCUGGACGCUCACUUUGAGAACCUGAUUAGCCGCGCAGACUGCACCAAACACUGGACAGAGAAAAUCUUAAGACAGACGGAGGUUCUACUGCAGCCCAACCCAAUUGAUCAUACUGGUGCCAGAAUUGAAGAGUUUCUGUAUGAAAAAUUGGACAUGAAGGCACCAUCCAGGGUUACUAAUGCAGAGCUUCUCAGUCAGUAUAUGGAAGAUGCAGCAAAGGAAUUUGGCUCUGGAACUCCAUAUGGAAGCACUUUGAUUAAGGUGGGGGAAUGUGAGAGAAGAUUGGGAGCAGCAGAGAGGGAGUUCAUCCAGACAUCGGCCAUCAGCUUUCUCAACCCUCUCAGGAACUUUCUGGAAGGAGACUGGCGGACCAUUUCAAAAGAACGUCGUCUGCUGGAGAAUCUUCGACUGGACCUGGAUGCCUGUAAAACACGUGUGAAGAAGGCAAAGGCGGCUGAGGCCAAGGCUGCGUGCGAGGGUGACAUGGUCCCAGAUUUCCAGGAAACCAGACCUCGCAACUAUGUGCUUUCUGCCAGUGCUUCUGCGCUCUGGACUGAGGAAGUUGAAAAAGCUGAGCAGGAGCUCCGACUGGCCCAGACGGAGUUCGAUCGGCAAGCAGAAGUUACACGGUUGCUUUUGGAAGGCAUCAGUAGUACACACGUAAAUCACUUGAGGUGUCUGCAUGAGUUUGUGGAGGCCCAAGCAGCAUAUUACAAGCAGUGUCAUCUCCAUAUGCAAGAACUCCAGAAAGAGCUGGGAAGGCUUCCCAAUGCUUUUGCAUUGAACUCCACUCACUCCAUGGCGGCUCCCGGCUCUGCAUCAGAUGACAUUAGCAGCCCAGUGGAGACGGAUACCCUGAAGAUCGAAGAAGUUCAAGCACCAGCUACAGGAACCCGCAAAGCCAAAGUUCUUUAUGACUACGAUGCUGCUGACUCCAGUGAGCUUUCCCUACUAGCUGAUGAGCUGAUUACCGUUUACACAGUGCCGGGAAUGGACUCUGACUGGCUGAUUGGAGAGCGAGGAAACCUGAAAGGAAAAGUGCCAGUCACAUACCUGGAGCUUCUCAGUUAGAGGACACACAUGUGCAUGUGCAUGAGUGUGAGCGGGCACAACUGAAGCCACGAGGAUAUUUAUUUUUAUUUAACAGAAUUUCACUCUUACACUAACAUGUAACCUUCAGUAACACUCCUCCACAUUAUACAUUAAGAAAAGAUGACACUGAAAUGUGCUCAUAAAACGGUUAAGAUGGAGACAUUGUUACAGUGAGGAGGAAAUCCAUUAUUAUUAUUAUUAUUAUUAUUAUCAUUAUUAUUAUUAUUAUCAUUAUUAUUAUGUAUUUUUUCUGUUUUUUGUCCUCCAUUCCAAAUGUUCCUUCCAAACUUGAUCUUUUCUUUGUUUUCCCUUCAUGCUCUUAUGUUUGCGGUUGUUCAUAAGCUCUCUACUAAAAUCUGAUGGAGAUUUAAGAAUUUUAUUUGCUCAUAUUUUUUCCUGUGUCAACAUUGGACAUUCAGGCUUGAUUUUGGCUGCAGAAUUUCAUGCUUCUUGUUUGAAGUGAUGUUGAAACCUGAAAAAGAAGAAGUGAAAAAGGAAUGUGGUCACUUUUUUUUGUGUUGACGUAUUAAUCUUGUUAUUAGCAGAGUUAAACGCACGUUUGGCCUUUAAAAUCCUGGGGAAAAAAAAUAAGUUUGUAACUGCUUUUUAGUUUUAAGGCAUAAACAUGUGCAGAUAUUUCCUCUUUCUGUGAACCAAGAUUACAUAAACAGCACAGCAGUCCUUUCAUUAACCCUACAAAUGCGUAACACGUGAAACAUUUUUGCUUACACUGAAGAUUUCACGCACAGUGUGAAACGGCAAAAACAACUCCUCAUGGAUGGAAGAAGAUUUGCCUUAACAGCAGUUUGAAGUGAAUGUAAAACUUGUCAUCUUUGUAAUUUAACAUGAAUUGAAAUGGAUCUAUUUGUCUUUUUCAUUUCUUUUUGUCUUUGAUUCCCACAUGUUUGCUUUGCACCACAGAUAAAGUGUAGAGGAGCAUAAAUACCUGCAGCAAAAUACACAUGAACCCAUCCUAACUGCCUUAAGACGAUGGGAAAGAACCGAUCAGACCAUCAGAAUGUGCUUUUCACAAUACUGACUUAUUGACCACAGCAGCCAGCAUGCAAUUCUGUAAAUUACACCAGUGUUUAGUUGUUCUUUUUUAUUGUCUGCUCUUCAGUGUUUAUUUAUUUAUUUAUUUACAGUGUUGCCUGUAUGUUUGUUUACACAUGAAGUGUCUUCACUCUUAGUGCUGCAUGUGCUACAAGCUAGUAGCCCGUCCUGCUGGAAGUGUGUGUGAGAAAGUGAGUUUAUGAAGUAAUUAAAUCUGGUUGUGUGAGAUCUCAACAAACCAGUGAGCUCUCUCACAUCCAGUGUGUAUAUGCACUGUUUAUUUACACAGCUUAGUGUGAUGGGUUUUUGUGAAAUAAACAUUUUAAGGCUAUUUUACCUCCUUGUGUCCUGCUUUCCUCUCUUGUGUUCCCCUUUAGUAUUUGUUUUGGCACUAUUGUACUAUAUUUUAUAUCAGUUUGUUAUAAGGUUUUGCCUGUUCCUGCCUUCUGACAGACCAAAAUGUGUGGGGUUUAAUAAAGUCUGUUGUUUAUUUGAA